Onthophagus taurus is the source of this 2179-nucleotide messenger RNA. The record is from RefSeq and is a predicted model, not a curated record. NCBI's taxonomy places the organism in Eukaryota, Metazoa, Arthropoda, Insecta, Coleoptera, Scarabaeidae.
GUCAGUUAAAUACGUCAGAUGUCAAUAUAACCACUAAAUAAGGUUAUGUGGGUUUGUGUUGUAUUUUGUAUUAACCCACCCCAGCAACUUAAGUAAGGUUAUGUUCUAUGUAUCGAUUAGUAUCGAAUUCAUUUAAUAAUGACUUCUAAAAGUGAAAAACUUAAUUCUACUUGCAAUAUUGGCAAUGACAAUGAUAGUCGCGCUCGUCAUCGCGCUUGUGGCAGGCCACGAAAAAAUGAGUAUGUUAGCUUGGCAUUUGAAUACAUUCAAUCCGGAAGUAAAUACAAUGCAAAAUGUAACGUGUGUAACAAAUUAUUAAAAAACACAGCUAUUAGUAGAUUGAAAUUGCACAGGUAAGCAUAUUUGCAUAUACGUACAAACCAACCACUUUAGUAAAAUCGAUAACUAAUAACUAGUAUCUUUUUAUCUAUCUAGAAAGUCAUGCAAAAUUAUAAAAACAAACUUAUCACCAUCUGUUGAAUCCAGUUCAAUGUCAAUUUGUUUGGAAUCAGAUUCUGAGAUUCAGAAAUUUAAUAAUAAUAACUCCAUUGAUAAUGAUAAUAUGAAUAUUAGCCAAAUCGAUAGUGGUCAAGCAAAACAGGAUGAUGUCGACUAUGACGACAAUAUCAACGUACAAGAAUUGGCUGCCUCUGAAGAAGCUAAUAAUACGAUUGAUGUUUACGUAUGUAAUACAAGUAGUACAAGUGAAAUGUUGCAAAUGUUGCCAUCAGGUUCAACUUCAACAGCCGUUACCAUGGAUUCUCUACCAAGUGCAAGUAGACCUUCAAGUUCAACAACUACGUCUAAAACCGCCAAAUCAAAGAAAAAAGCGUCAAAACUGGAUAACUAUAUAGACACCAUUUCUGUUAAAGAAGAAGACAGCAUUACACAAGCAAUAGCAGAAUUUUUUUUUGCCUGCAACAUUCCAUUUAAUGUAAUUGAAUCUAAAUAUUUUGACAACUUAAUAAAAAAAUUGCGUCCUGCCUAUGCAAAAAGAAAACCUGGUAGAAAAACUUUAUCAAGUACUCUAUUGGAUUCUGUAUACAAUAACUUAAUCACAGAAACUAAAUUUGGAAUAGAUCAAGAAACUGUAGUUCUUAUUGAUGGAUGGAAAAACACCUCAAGUAACUCAAAAAUUAUUACAUGUACACUUCAGACAGUUGGAGGUCAAAGAGCAUUCCUCAAUGCUUGGGAUUUAACUGGUGAAGCAGAAACUGCCCAAAAACUGGUUCACAUAAUAAAUGAAGCAAUAGAUUUGGCUAAACGUACAUACCAUUCCCAAAUAUAUGCAAUUAUAUCUGACAAUGCAAGUGCAAUGGUACGAAUGGGGAAAGAUAUGAAUCAUUGUCUCUGGCAUUCAACGUGCAAUAGCCACACCGCCAACCUUCUAGCCAAAGAUGUACAGGAUAAAGAAUGCACCAAUUCUGUUACAACUGUUUUAAAGGAAUUUAAACAAGCGGACAAUGAAAGGGCUAUAACAGAAAAAGGUGGUACCAAAAUUAAACUUCCAUGUGAAACACGAUGGUGUAGCUAUCAAAAAUCAUACAAAUGUCUGUUAGAUAAUUUAAGAAUAAUGAGGGUUAUUGCAGCUGAAACUGAUUCAACUUGUAAAAGAAUUAAAUCAAAAGUAGUAUCAUUACUUUUCGAUGAAGAUUUCAUCGAUAAAGUAAGAAAUCAAUUAUCUUUAUAUGAGCCUAUUUGCCAGCUAAUAAAUAAUUGUCAGUCCCAAGACGCAUCAAUAGCAGAUGCCGUGCACUUUUGGCUUGAAUUAACUUUGCCCGAUAAUUUCAAAGAUAAAUAUUCUGCGGCUUUGGCUGCCAGAAAGAAAAUGGCAUUAAAUGUAUAUGCAUUAACUGCAUAUUAUUUGCAUCCUGUAUAUGAAAACAAAAAACUCAAUUCAGAGCAUCUUAGAGAAAUACAUGCCUUUUUGUUUAAAAUACUUAGCGCCCAAUGUUGGGAUUUUUCCACAAAUCAAAGAGAAAAAUAUAACAAAACCUUUAUUAUUUUGGAGAAUGGCAGAAAUGGAAAACAAGGAGUUACCACAAGUUGCAUUAAAAUUAUUAAAAAUCCCACCGUCUUCGGGCGAAAUCGAAAGGAUUUGGCUGAUGAUGACAUUAAAGAUGUCGAAACCGAUUUGGCUGAUGAUGACAUUAAAGAUGUCGAAACCGGUACCAUGUAA